ACCAAGUAGAACGUGGAGUCAAAAACCGGGACUGGCUUCCUUGUCUAGCAGCUAUAGUUAAAACUCGCUUUGCCCAUCAAGAGAUGAAAUGCUCCACUUUGGUAAUUUUACAGAAAACAGACUUCGUUUUGCUCCGAGGUCUUUGUUUAUAGAGAAAGUAGAAGUUCCGCCAUGCCUGGCUUCACCAAGGUCAACGGUGUUACUAGUGAUGGUGGUGCUCCUCCGGACUUCCCCGCCAAGCUCACCAAGCAGGUCGUUGUUUGUACCAUAAUUGCAGCCGUUGGUGGUUUCAUGUUUGGCUAUGAUCUUGGCAUCUCCGGAGGAGUAACUUCAAUGGAUAGUUUCUUGAUGAAGUUCUUCCCUACUGUUUAUGUCAAGAAACACCAAGCCAAGGCAAACAACUACUGCAAAUACAGUAACCAAUAUCUCCAGCUUUUCACAUCUUCCCUCUAUCUUGCAGCCAUUGUGGCUAGCUUUUUUGCAUCCCUAAUUAGCAAGAAAUAUGGCCGGAAACCCACCAUCCAAGUUGCUUCUAUCUUCUUUUUUGCUGGAGCUAUAUUGAAUGCUGCUGCUCAGAACCUUGCCAUGUUAAUCGCUGGAAGGAUGCUUCUGGGUGCCGGAGUCGGAUUUGGUAACCAGGCAGUUCCAUUGUUCAUAUCCGAAAUUGCACCUCCGAGGUAUAGAGGGGGCCUUAACAUUUGUUUCCAGUUGCUGAUCACGUUUGGCAUUCUGAGUGCUAAUAUCAUUAAUUAUUUUACUUCAAAGCUGCACCCACAUGGUUGGAGGAUAUCUCUGGGUGGUGCUGCAGUGCCUGCUAUAGUUCUUCUAAUUGGUUCUAUUAUCAUUGUGGAGACCCCAACCAGCCUUAUUGAUCGAGGGAGAAAAGAAAAAGGCUUGUCUACUCUGAAGAAGAUCAGAGGUGUUGAUGAUGUUGGUAAAGAGUAUGCAGAAAUUCUUAGUGCUGUUGGAUUGGCUAAACAAUAUAAACACCCUUACAGGAACCUUGUGAGUCUGUACAAUAGGCCUCAGCUCAUUUGUGGCUCACUGCUUCAGUUCUUCCAGCAAUUCACAGGCAUUACUGCUGUCAUGUUUUAUGCCCCUGUGCUCUUUCUAACUAUGGGGUUCGGUGAUAAUGCGUCCCUAUUUGCAGCUGUUAUGGCCAAUAUUGUGAAACCAAUAGGCACAGUGGUGGCAAUUUUAGUUGUGGAUAGAGUUGGAAGAAGGGUAUUGCUUGUUGAAGCUGCCAUUCAAAUGCUCAUUUCUCAGUGUGCCAUUGGGGGAAUUCUUGCAGUGCACUUGAAAACCACAAAUGUCGUGCCAAAACAUUAUUGUGUAGCUGUGAUCUUUUUUAUAUGUGUGUUCUUGGCCGGUUUUGCAUGGUCAUGGGGUCCCCUUGGCUGGUUAAUUCCUAGUGAAACGUUCCCACUGGAGACUCGAAGUUCUGCUUUGUUUAUUACCGUUAGCAUGAACAUGUUCUUUACAUUCAUAAUUGCCCAAUCAUUUCUCACAAUGCUAUGCACUAUGCGAUCUGGGAUUUUCUUCUUCUUCGCAUUCUGGCUCGUUGUCAUGGGCCUUUUUGCCAUUUUCCUGCUCCCUGAGACGAAAGGAAUCCCAAUUGAUGAAAUGAUUGAUAGAGUAUGGAAGAAGCAUUGGUUUUGGAAGAGGUACUACAAGGAUUAUGAUGCUCGAAAGGGACAGCAGGAACUCCAAGAUAAACCACUGGGAAAUUGUAAGUGAUCAAAUUGUAGAUGGCUUACAGUUUCAAUUUAUCAUUUCUAUUUCUUUUGGAUAAAGUGUAUGUUGUCUGGUUUUCACGGUUGUUCAAAGGAUUCCUAAUUCCUUCGUCAGUUUCCAAGUACCUUCCUCUCUUCUACUUGUUGAACUCUAAGCAACCAAAUAUGAGAUAUCGGCGUGAUGGAUCAAUGGCAGUGGAUCACCAAAGUAAAACACCGCCUAUUUUCAUUUUUUACGCAAA
Molecule: messenger RNA, 1975 nt
Organism: Manihot esculenta (cassava)
Lineage: Eukaryota; Viridiplantae; Streptophyta; Magnoliopsida; Malpighiales; Euphorbiaceae
Product: sugar transport protein 8
Exons: 4
Coding region: 172-1737 (521 amino acids)
Biological process (GO): monosaccharide transmembrane transport
Cellular component (GO): membrane
Molecular function (GO): monosaccharide transmembrane transporter activity
Source: RefSeq, a predicted model, not a curated record